CAGAUUCCAGAGAGAUUUAUACUGACGACUUACGACUCCAUCCGUCAACAUACAUACCUAUACUUGAGCUUCGUGUGCGAUGGCAAGUCCCUGCUGCUGUACUGCUUAGAAAUCGCGCUCAGGUCCUUCUCACCUCGACCCUGGCCACCUCGGGCGGGCUCGAAGGUCGGUCUCGCCGCCGUCGUCAUGUUUCUCCGCUGAAGAGGCUACGCGAUUUUUGACAGCUGACAGGAGGUCGGAGAGACGCGGCUUGUCGGUCGGGUUCCUCUUCUCUGCGCAAAACGUGGGGGGGAAUCGCGAUGGUGUGAUGGCUGACGGGAGUUGUUGGCGAUCUUAAUCGAUUGUCACAAUAGGUCGCGGGUGAUGCCCCCAAUUGUUUUCCGGCGAGGACGCCAGCGGUGACGUGACGUGACGCGACGCGAUGACCCGAUGCGGCCGGACGCCUCCGAUCUGAUCCGGCAUCGAUCGAUCGAUCGGCAUUGAAUCGCGCGGCGCGGCUCCGGGAUGAGCGAGAGGAAGUUCACGCGCGGCCGGAAGCCCGGCAUGGCGGCGCAGCUACGGGAAACCGUGUCGCAGGUCGUCCGCGAGAGCACGGUCCAGAGUAAACCACACCUGGUGGAACCUAUUGACUUUGAGAACUUUAUCCUGAAGAAUAAGACAUUGCUUCAAAAUGACCCUCAGCGAGAAUUACUGCUAUAUCCUCAGGAUGAUAUUUCUCAAGUGGUUCUGCCAAGAAGAUAUCGUAGCAUGGUACCGACAGCACAGCAUAUUACAGAAAGCGAAGAAGGAGUGGAAAAUCUCCUGACGAAGGAAUGUUUGCAUAGUUAUACAUCCAAUUGGAAUCUUGUACAUUACAAAUAUGCGGUAUACAGUGGAACUUAUCUCGAAUUGCCAAAGAUAUCGAAAGCGGACGACCUAAAAGAUGAAGUGUAUGAAAUCGAUACAGAAGUGGAUCAAGUAGAUGAGGAAUUAACAAAGAACGAUGGCAUAACGAAGGAAGGCUACUUGAUGAAAGGACCUGAGAUUGGCAGUUCAGAUCGAAUGUUCGCUCAUAUUGGUUCGAAAUCAUUCAAGAGACGUUUCUGCCAUCUUAGACAGGAAGUUGAUGGCACUUACAUACUUGAAUUCAAAGACGAAAGGAAAGGGGAGGCCAAACUGACAAUAGUUAUGGAUUUUUGCACAGAAGUUGUCAGAAAUUCAAAGCGUGGGAGAUUUUGCUUCGAAUUACGAAUGAGUGACACUCACAAGUCUUAUACCCUGGCCUCCGAAAGUGAGACUGAUAUGCAAGAUUGGUUGUUGAAACUCAGUUCUGUGUUGCAACAUUAUAAACAGCAAGAGGAAAAACGUGCCGCUUCAUUGGAGAGAGCCUGCAACACGCCUCCGCCUUCACCACAACCCAUGCAGGUUUAUGGCACCCUGAAGGGCCUUGAACAAAGCAUGAAUCCACAACUGAUAAAGUACUCCAGAGAGACUGAUACCAGCAUUGCUCUAGCAAGGAGAGAAAAUAGAAAAAGACUGUUCAGUGUGUAUCCUUAUAUACCACACUCCAAGAUAAGUACAGGGCAAUCUGUCGAUCAAAAUGUGGAUCCUUACAAGGAGCAAUUCGGCCAUAGAAUUUUCGUCAAGUGCGAAAGCCUGAAAUUUCGUCUGCAAGCACCUAUAGACGAGAAGGAAUCUUUGUGCCAAGUGGAACCUUAUUACACAACGUUGAGUUUAUUCGACGCGAGAAAUGGUAGAAAACUCACGGAGAAUUUUCAUUUCGACAUUAAUCAUGAAAUGGUGCGAGAUAUGACAAGAGAAUUGAGUCCAGCAGGAAUCACAACAGAGACGGAGGAUAUUACUCUUCCCGGGGAUUUAAAAAGUAUUCCUUCAGAUUGGAUUAAGUAUCCAAAACAGGCUAUAUUCAAUAUCACCAAUCCUCAUCCGGACAUAUUUCUCGUCGUCAGGAUAGAUAAAUUACUUCAAGGGAACAUAUAUCAGAUCUCAGAGCCAUAUUUGAGAGCUACGAAGGAUCCAAGAUUGGGUUUGAAGGUGCACAAACAGGUCCGAGCGUGUUGUCAAAGACUGGGAAACUAUAGAAUGCCAUUUGCAUGGGCUGCAAGACCAUUAUUUAGAUUAUAUAGUAAUGAAUUGGACACAUCAUCGGACUUUCCAGCGAUAUACAGGCAGGAAAAUAACAAAAUAAAGGACGAAGAACUAUUAAAACUUCUUUCAGAAUAUAGAAAACCUGAGAAGCUUAGCAAAUUGACUGUAAUACCUGGUUGGUUAAAAAUAAAAAUAGAACCUAUUACGGACAUCCCUGAAAAUACGUUGUCAACUUGCCUAGCACCUUUAAAGUCAUUUCCGAUACCUCCAACGGCAGAACCAACAAUCGAGAUCGCCGAGUUCGAGAGCACUUCUGAGAGAGACGUGUAUCCAUACGUCUCGUACAUCAAUCAUCUCUAUGUAUAUCCACAGACCCUCUGCUUUGACAGCCAGAAAAUGUUUACCCGAGCUAGGAACAUAGCGUGCAUCGUGGAGCUUCGCGAUGACGAUGGCGAGAAUACCAAACCUUUACGAGCGAUUUACGGGAAACCUGGUACACCAUUGCUAUGCCUGCGAGCAUCGUGCGCAGUUUUACAUCACAACGCGGUGCCUUCUUGGUAUGAAGAGAUCAAGCUGAAGCUGCCUACAAAGUUGCACGCGAAACACCAUUUACUCUUUUCCUUUUAUCACAUAAGCUGUGAUAUGAACAAGAAAAAGGAGAACGGCGUUGAAAAUUGCGUCGGCUAUGCGUGGGCGCCUUUGCUGCACAAAGGAAGACUGAACGUGGACGUGGAAUCGAGUAUCCAAGUACUACCUGUAGCGACGCACUUGCCACACGGCUAUCUUUCCAUACAACCCCUUGGGCUAGGAAAAGGGGUAAGAAACGCUGGACCGGAUAUCACAUGGAUCGACUCUCAACGACCCAUCUUCACGGUAUCUUUCCAAUUAAUUUCAACGGUAUUUACGCGAGACCUUCAUCUGCACAAUCUGUUCGUUCACGCUGAACGUAUCCUGGACACGAGACCUUCAACGAUACCGUCGGAUUCAGAGACCUGUAAAAUCUUGAAGGCGGCACACGCAGUUCAACUAGUCACCGUUAUAACGUUUUUACCUACUAUAUUGAAUCAGUUGUUCGUGUUGUUGGCGUGCAAUACCAGUCAGGAGAUCGGAUUGUACGUGAUCAGGGUCUUGAUACACUUUAUAAACAUGGUACACGAAGCCGGGCGCAAGGAAAUUCUACAAGCGUAUAUCAAGUUCGUGUUUGUGCUGCCUCCUCUACGAAAUGGCAACGUCACGGUUCACGAGCAACUGGCGAAACAUUUGCCAGCUUUAUUGCAACCGAGCAACACCGAUUUUCUGGUGGUGAACAAGUUUAUGCACCACUCGAGCUUUUUCUUUGAAAUAAUGAUUAAAAGCAUGGCGCAAUAUCUCCUAAGUACUGGUAGGAUAAAGAUGCAUAGAAACGAGCGUUUUUCGAACGAUUAUCACGAGAAGAUCAAAGCCUUAUUGGAAGUAAUUAUGCCAUACCUAAUGACCAAAUACAGAGAAAUGCCAGUGGAAACGCACGAAUUGAACAAAAGCCUCGCACAAUUCUUAAAGAGAUGCCUCACAUUCAUGGACCGCGGCUUCGUGUUUCGUCUCAUCAAUUCCUAUUUGGACAACUUUUCGCCGGGUGAUCCACGCACAUUGCACGAUUUCAAGUUCACCUUUCUACAGAUCAUUUGCUCUCACGAGCACUACGUAUCAUUCAACCUGCCGAUGAUGCAGUCGCGUCUCGUUUCCAGAGAUUUGAUGAAUGAAUAUUGUCUCACGGAGGAAUUCUGCAAACACCACUUCCUAGUUGGUCUACUGAUGCAAGAAGUUAAAACUUCUCUCAAUGAAAUUGUGCAGAUUCGUAAGGUGGCUAUAGGCACUUUACGAGACUUAAUGGCGAAGCACGAAUUGGAUGAUAGAUAUCAGAAUAAGGGUCAAUUGAGUAGAAUAGCAUCGGUCUACAUACCGUGGCUCGGGAUUGUUCUGGAGAAUUUGCACCGACUAGAAUCAGUACAAGAGAGUGAGAUCAAGAUAGAAAUGAAACAAAAUAGUACAAAUAGGGUGUCAACUAGCAGUUCGUUUCUGGCAACAAAGGAUAGCACUAUCGGUGCUACUGCAAGCACACCAAAGUCCAUUCAUAGAUUGACUCUUCAUCUGGACACUCAGUCACCCGUGAGAACGUCUAUACAUCUGCGAGACUCGACUUACUUCGCCGCUAUCGCGGGUCAAGGAUUAGUAAAUGGAUAUUCCUGCGCUAGCGUCGAAUCCGACACGUCGACGGUAUCUGGUGCAUCCCAGUCCAACAUUUCCCAAGAGACUGCCAUUGUUAGGGAAUUGGUGGAUAACGGAACAGGCGAGAAGAAGAGGCAUUCGCGUACGUUGAGCGUGACGCAGUCGUCGCCUAGAUGUGAUAAAUUGCAACCGUCAGAAGUGAAGGAUAUAUUACUCUGUUUUCUGUUCAUCGUCAAAUAUCUGGGCGAUCAUCAGGUAAUCGCCUGGUGGCAACAAUGCAACGAUACAGAAAUACUGAGCUUCUUCACAGUGAUCGAAAUGAGCUUGCAUCAUUUCAAAUAUAUCGGUAAGAGGCAAAUAGCCGCCAAUGCCGCGAGUAAUGUUGGAAAACCGCGUACCGUUAAAGCGAUGACUUUACCGGCUAGAAUGGCACCACCAGAUUUCACUAAUGAAACCACUACCGCUACCAGCACAUUACAACCUCAUAAUACAGUUACUAGAGAGAAUCUUGUUGAAAAUGAAACCGGUAAGGUGUACCAAGCUCUGUUGGAAGCGAACAUGGCGACGGAAGUCGGUCUUAUCGCGCUGGAUUGCUUGGGGCUCUUCUGUAUUCAUUUUAAAGAUGUUCUUUUGGCGAAUGAAGGCGACAACGCAGUCAUGCAAAAGAUUUUCAACAUUUAUUUAUCGUUUCUUCAAGUCGGUCAGUCAGAAACCUUAUUACGUCAUGUUUUCGCUGGAUUUCGAGCUUUUUUGAACAAUUAUUCCGUCGCGCUUUUUAAAGGCAAUGCUAUGCUUUGUGGACGUUUGUGUUAUGAGCUGCUACGUUGUUGUAACAGCAAGCUGAGUUCCAUACGACAAGAGUCCUGCGCUUUGCUGUAUUUGCUCAUGCGAAGUAACUUUGAGUUUACCAGUCGAAAGGGAUUGACUAGAGUGCACUUACAGGUGAUAAUUUCAGUCUCCCAAAUGUUGGGAAACGUAAUUGGUUUGAACAACUCGCGAUUUCAAGAAUCGUUAUCGUUGAUCAACAGUUACGCUUCCUCCGAUAAAGUUAUGAAAGGCACGGGUUUUCCAGUUGAAGUGAAGGAUCUCAAUAAAAGAAUACGAACGGUUUUAAUGGCGACCGCGCAAAUGCGAGAGCAUAAUAACGAUCCGGAAAUGUUAGUUGACUUACAGCACAGUUUGGCAAACUCGUACGCCAGCACGCCCGAGUUGAGGCACACUUGGCUGGAGACGAUGGCCAGGAAUCACGCCAGAGACGGCAACUUUUCAGAGGCUGCUUGCUGCCAAUUGCACAUUGCAGCGUUAAUGGCCGAGUAUCUAAAAUUGCGGAAAGUUCAAUCAUGGGGCGCAGAGGCUUUCGAUCAUAUCUCUGCCAACAUAUCGAAAGACGAGCGAAAUCUUAAGCUCGACGCUGGCGUUCAAGAUAUUCACUAUAAUGAAAAUCUCUUUCUCGAGCAAUUAGAAGUUUGUGCUGACACUUUAGAGAAAGCCGAGCGUUUCGAACUGCUCGGACACUUGUAUCGCUUGAUAGUUCCUAUGUAUGAAAAAAGAAGAAACUACGAAGCUCUGGCGAAUUGCUACUCGCACUUGGCGCAAGCCUAUAAUAAAAUCGUGGAAGUCACACGAACUGGCAAAAGAUUACUUGGAAGGUUUUACAGAGUAGCGUUCUUUGGCAUGGCAUAUUUCGAAGAGGAGAAUGGUCAAGAAUAUAUCUACAAGGAACCCAAAGUGACAUCAUUAUCUGAGAUAUCGGAACGAUUGUUGCACUUAUACAGCGAAAAGUUCGGAUCUGAGAACGUUAAAAUGAUAAUGGAUUCUGUACCGGUAGACAUAAGCGAAUUAGAUCCCAAGAUAGCGUACAUUCAGGUGACACACGUAACACCGUACUUUGAGAAGUCCGAGUUGGAAGUGCGACAGACUGAAUUCGAGCAAAAUCACAAUGUAUCGUGCUUCAUGUUCGAGACGCCGUUUACUAAGGAGGGCAAAGCGAGGGGAAAUCCAGAGGAUCAAUGGAAACGCAGGACUAUUCUCACGACACAAUAUGCUUUCCCGUAUGUGAAGAAACGCAUUGGAAUUGCCGAUAAACGAAUAGUGGAACUGAGUCCUAUCGAGGUUGCUUUGGACGAAAUGAGACAACGUGUUCAGGAAUUGGAAGACGUAGCCUUAAUCGGGCCGACAGACGUAAAGAAGCUGCAAUUACGUCUUCAGGGUAGUAUUUGCGUCACAGUAAACGCCGGUCCUCUGGCUUACGCUUCCGCGUUCUUGGAUCCCGCCUUGUCUCCGCAAUAUUCUGAUGACAAAGUAGAGGAGUUGAAGGAUGUUUUUAGGGAUUUUGUGAAGAUAUGUUACACAGCGCUACAAAUUAAUAGCAAACUGAUCACGCCGGACCAACACGAGUAUCAAGAGGUGUUGCGUGAGAAUUAUCAGAAAUUGUGCCAGAGCUUGUCGUCCUUGUUUGGGGAACCAAUAUGGCCGGAUGAACAAGUAGGAAGCUUUAAACGCAAUAGCGCCGCUUUAUUCAGUGCCAUCAGCGGCGCCAAUAAUCAUAGCAGUACAGCCUAAGUCAAUAAUCUUAGAUUGUUCAUCUGAUAGACCUCGGAUUUAUUUAUCCUUUUUUUUAGCAUAAUAUGUAAUAUUUAAGCAUCUUCCAAACACAAAGCUCGUGAAAGUUACUUGUAAAUUGUCAUUUUGUAUUUAGUUUUCUUCUUGUUGCCACAUCAUUAAUACAAAUCUGUGAUUAAGUAUCCAUAUUUUGCAACGUUUGGCCUAAUAGGAAAACAUUUUCCGAUCACUGCCAGAUAUUUUGGACAAGUAUUUAAGAACAUUAUAAAAAAGGUACUGAUUAGGGAAUUCUGUGGGUGGAUUGUAGUCAUUUAUAGUAUAUAUAGAAUCAAGAAUUUGACAAGCCAGUGAAGAAAGCUACUUCUACUUAUUAAAAUUAUGACGUUGAUGUUGUAGUCGAAUAAGUUGCAAGUUUAGACUAAUAGAAUAUAAGUUGGAUGUCAAAGACUCACCCCCCAGGGCAUUUAUAUAGCAUAAUCUAUGACGAUAAAAAUGUACUUUGAUACACAUCUUAGUUCUUUCACUGUGAAUAAUAUUAGUCCCUAAUGCAUUCACAUAUUUAUAAUGUUUGUGUAAUCAAUUUUGUAAGAAUUAUAUUCUUACCUCUUUAAGAAAACUAUAGUCUAUAAGAGCAGAAAUAAUUUAAGAAAAGAAAAAGAAAUUGUAAUAUUUGAAGAAUUAGAUUAAUUUUUUUAUCAUGUCUUAACUGAAUCCUUAUUACAUCUUUUUGCUUCAUUAAUAUAGACGAUAGUUAAUUCUUUAUGCUUGGAGACUAUAUAUAUUUUAGCGUAUCAAAUUUAUAACUUACAUAUAAUCAUGAAAAGUAUGAAUAAAUUUUUUAUCCUAUGUAUGUAUACGUUGCAAUAUGUAUAGUAUACUGAUGAUUUAUAGAUACUUUAUGUAAAAAUCGAUUUGUGUAUAUAACUAUUUUGAAAAUUUUUCUUGCAUAUAUAAGUACUUUCUUGCAUAUAAGUGCUAUUAUGCGAUCGGCUGUUUUAGAAAUAAUGCAAAACGAAAGUACAGAUCCUUUAAUAUAAAUCAUCAGACAUAUUUUUUGCUACAUAUUAUACAUAUUAUGAAUUUACGUAAUGCGCUUGCAUUAGUAGUAUAAGGGGAAAAAUUUCUUUUUUUCUGUACGGAUCAAGUAACUUCUAUGCCAAUUACCGCAAUUUAUGAGAAAUUAAAUAAAAGUUUAUUUAUACUAUAUAUGAAGAGAGGUGGAGACUGUAGUAUCCAGUUGACUACGCUUUACGUAUAUGGAAACAAGUCCGACCACUUUGAUACCUUGCAAAUGCGCACAUAUAGGGGUAAUGUUACAUAUUGAUAAUUAAUUAUGAAAAACGCGUGACAUAAAAUUUUAUAAACUGCGAA
Nylanderia fulva is the source of this 8223-nucleotide messenger RNA. RefSeq names its product dedicator of cytokinesis protein Ziz (gene Ziz). NCBI's taxonomy places the organism in Eukaryota, Metazoa, Arthropoda, Insecta, Hymenoptera, Formicidae. Gene Ontology annotation, biological process: small GTPase-mediated signal transduction; positive regulation of GTPase activity. Gene Ontology annotation, molecular function: guanyl-nucleotide exchange factor activity. The record is from RefSeq and is a predicted model, not a curated record.